Molecule: messenger RNA, 4354 nt
Organism: Gavialis gangeticus (Gharial)
Lineage: Eukaryota; Metazoa; Chordata; Crocodylia; Gavialidae
Gene: BCHE
Product: butyrylcholinesterase
Exons: 4
Coding region: 115-1926 (603 amino acids)
Biological process (GO): choline metabolic process; acetylcholine catabolic process
Cellular component (GO): plasma membrane
Molecular function (GO): acetylcholinesterase activity
Source: RefSeq, a predicted model, not a curated record
GUACUGUCCAAUUUGCAGGCUUAAAGCAGCAGCUGCAUACUGCAUCUCACUGAAGUAUUCAUAGAUCUUGACUCUUACAAACUUUGUACUUGUUGUAAUCGAAACUGGGGAAUUAUGAUGUGGAACAAUGGAAGAGGUGUCUACUCCAGAUAUGUAGCCUGUUUUUUUCUUCUGCAUAUGUUCGUCACAAAGGCAGUGCCUGAAGAUGACACUAUAGUUACUACUAAGAAAGGAAAAAUAAGAGGGAUCAACUUGCCCGUACUUGGGGGAACUGUGACAGCCUUUCUUGGAAUUCCAUAUGGAAAGCCACCAAUUGGUAGACUGAGAUUCAAAAAACCAGAACCCCGUGAGAAAUGGUCAGAGACUUGGGAUGCCACAAAACAUGCAAAUUCUUGUUAUCAGAAUAUAGACAAAACGUUCCCUGGGUUCCCUGGAUCAGAGAUGUGGAAUCCAAAAACUAAUCUUAGUGAAGACUGCUUAUACCUUAAUGUAUGGGUUCCUUCUCCCAGAACCAAAAAUGCAACUGUCAUGGUAUGGAUCUAUGGAGGUAGCUUUCAAUCAGGGACAUCUUCUUUGCCUGUCUAUGAUGGCAAGUUUCUGGCCCGGGUUGAACGAGUCAUCGUAGUUUCAAUGAACUACCGAGUAGGUGCAUUAGGAUUUUUGGCUUUACCAGGAAAUGAGGAAGCUCCAGGAAAUGCGGGAUUAUUUGAUCAAAGGUUAGCACUUCAGUGGGUUCAAGAGAAUAUAGCAGCGUUUGGUGGCAAUCCAAAAAGUGUGACUUUAUUUGGAGAGAGUGCUGGAGCUGCUUGUGUCAACUACCAUCUCCUUUCCCCUAAAAGCCAUCCCCUCUUCACAAGAGCCAUCAUGCAGAGCGGCUCUGCUAAUGCCCCAUGGGGCGCAAUAACAUGUUCUGAGGCGAGGAAUGGAACUUUGACCUUCGCUGAACUUCUCCACUGUUCUGCCAACAAUGAGACCGAUAUAAUUCUCUGUCUCCAAAACAAGGAUCCUGAGGACAUACUUGAGGGUGAAGUUUUCAUUUCAACACACAACUAUAUUGUAAAAGUAUCUUUCUGUCCAACAGUCGAUGGUGAUUUUCUUACAGACAUGCCAGAAACAUUGAUGCAACGUGGCAUUCUUAAACAAACACAGAUCUUAUUGGGAGUUAACAAAGAUGAAGGGUCAGCUUUUCUAGUGUAUGGGGCACCUGGUUUCAGCAAAGAUAACGAUAGCUUGAUUAAUAGGACAGAAUUUCAAGCAGGUUUAAGGCUGUUCUUUCCAGAAGCAAGUGAACUUGCCAUAGAAUCAAUCAUUUUUCACUACACAGACCUGGAAGAUGAGCAGAAGCCUGAACUUUAUCGUGAUGCCAUGGAUGAUGUUGUUGGAGAUUACAGUUUCAUAUGUCCUAUAGUAGAGUUCACAAAAAAGUUUGUUCAGUUAGGAAACAAUGCCUUUUUAUACUUCUUCGAACAUCAGUCUUCAAAACUUGCCUGGCCAAAGUGGAUGGGAGCAAUGCAUGGUUAUGAGAUUGAGUUCGUAUUUGGGUUGCCUCUAGAAAGAAGAGUUAAUUAUACCAAAGCUGAAGAAAUGUUGAGUAGAUCCAUAUUGAGAUACUGGGCGAGCUUUGCAAAAACGGGAACUCCAAAUGGGACUCUGAUUAAUGGAACAAAAUGGCCAAUCUUCACUAUCUCCGAACAAAAAUACUUAACUUUAAAUACUGAAGCUUCAAAGAUACGUACAAAGUUACGUGCUCAGCAGUGUCGAUUCUGGAAUAUAUUUUUUCCCAAAGUCCUGGAGAUGACAGGAAAUAUUGAUGAAGCAGAACAAGAGUGGAAAGCAGGAUUCCAUCGCUGGAACAAUUACAUGAUGGACUGGAAAAAUCAAUUUAAUGAUUACACUAGCAAGAAAGAAAGCUGUGGAGGUCUCUAAUUAAUAGGUUUACCCUUUCCAGAAUGUCCAUAUUACCCUUGAUCAAGUCAAACUUACAGGUAGCUAUCUAACAUGUCUUGCAAUAAAGUUUGUUGUACAGUUUAAACAAAAUGUCAUGGAUAUAAUAUUGAUUCCCCAGAUCGUUCAUUUAUAUUUUAACUCAUAUCUCAAUAAACAGUAUAAGGCAUUCCUACCCUUUGAAGCUUCAGAGUGUGUUAAACAAGACUAUAGAGAUUAACGCCUGAAGAUUAAUGAUGUACAUAUUAUCAUAAACACUAGCUGUUUAAAGUCUCACUUCAAAGAAACAAUGUAAUCUGUCACAGGAGGAUGACAUUUGUUUAGAAAUAUCAGUAUUUUAAUAUUGCCAUGCAAAGCACAAUUGGUUUAGACCUUAACUGCAAUGCCACAGCAUUUAAAAUCUUGCUCCACGUAUAAUUUAGUUAACAUAAGCGUAAAGAAAAAAUAACUUCACUGAACACAGCAAAUGUUAUUUGCUCGCUAAAGCAAAAGGGACUUAGGAAAGUUAAUACCUAAAGCAUUGCUCUUGCAAGGCCCAGUCCCAGAAAAUCAGCACACAGCUCAAGUAGACAUACCUAGUAUUCCCAAAGGGCUAAAAAAUAAUGCCAUUCUCUCCCCUGCACUACAGAGCAUCCAUGCAAACCAGUCAGUGUAGCCUCUUUGCUGCCUGUCACAUCAUUCUCAGGAGGUCAAUGAUGCUGAAAGUAAUAGGUUCAAAACUAGUGCCACCCCUUGUAUGGAUCUGCUCCCCGGUGCUUCCAAUAUUACCCUAUGCAAGACCCCUGGUGCAGCAAGGUUCUGAAUAGGGUGGACACAUAAUCACUGGGCAUGCCUCCUCAAUAAUCCUGUCCUGGCCAGCAUAGUGGAAACAGCCCAGAUUCGUUAUGUGAGGAACCCUCUGCAGCCGUAAAGACUUGACUCAACAAAAUGCCAGCUUGUUAGCUUGUUGGACAUCAGACAUAUAGCCCUAGUUUUCUUGAUUAGGUAGAAAGAUUACAGUCACUGAAACAGACUCUAUCCUUCAGCUUGGUCAGUUUUAUAAUGCCGAGCACAUGAAGAGUUUGCCAAGAAAUGUUGUAGACUCUCCGUUUUAAAGUGCAGGUUAGAUAAACACUUGCAUACAGGGAUAACCCUGCCCUGAGGCCCCUUCCGGCCCUAUCUUUCUAUGGCAAUAUGAUUAUUCAGUAGUAAUCAAUGAUGCCAUUAGGAGCUAAAUCUCCUCACUAGUCACAAAAUUGGGCUGCUUUGGUCUGUAAGAAAGGGCCCACAUUUUCUCAAAUAAAAAUCUUCCCCUUUUCUGUAAACUUUAACUUAAUAUUUUGGCAGUGUCAAAAGAAAAGCUUGGGUUGCUGUUUCUUACUUCUGCAGUUCCUGAUGUUUGGCUGGAAGGAAAGUACUUUAAGAAGUUUUCUUCUAGUUGGUCCAGUUGGAAGGAAUUAGUAGCAGCAUUCUCCUGUGUUCACAGGUUUGGGAGGAAUUCCAUGUCCAACUUGGUAGACUGAAGAGUUUGGAAAGGAUGAACAGGCAAAUUUCUGAUAGUCACUUGGCAACAUGAAACCUCUGGACAAAAGGACUGAUGAUUUUCUUUGCAGUAAGCACUUUAACUGCUAAAAGAUUUCAUCCUUCCAGUUAUAGCUGAGAGAAUGUAAUUGUUUCCUAUAGACCCUGCUGGAAGUCAAUUCCAGAAUUAUCACAAUUUCUAUAAAGAUUAGCUUCCUAGAAUACAACCGAGAACCAGUCAACCAUUUGGGAAGGUUGAGUUAUUGUCUGGGGUGCCCCUAAACUCUACAUAUUGAAUGUCCUUAUCAGAAACCAUGCACUUAUCCAAGUUAAUAUUUUAUUGAUGAUAUUAAUAGCAUGGGAAAUUUUGACAAUCUACAGAGUGCCGUUUAUUUACCAUGUGUUCUCUGCAUACGACUGACAGAUUGCUAAUCAGACCUUUGGGGAGCUUGAUAUAAGGCUGAGCCAUUGUGCAUCGUCCAGCUGAUUUUCUUGAUUUUGUGGGUUAUUUUUUCUAUUCACUUAAUAGGUGUAAUUUCAAAAGUGCUUAGUAUUAACCAACUCUGCCAACAGUGAACUUUAGUAGGAGCAGUGCAACUCUAAGCACUUUUGAAUAUUGCUCUCUCAUGUUGUUUUUAUCCUUCUUGCCAUUUCAGUUCAUUUUUGAGAGAAACAAGAAACACAAAAAAUCAGGGAUAGCUAAAUAUACAGGUAACUUUGCAUUUUUAGGGAGUUUAAGAGAGAUUUGUUUUCCUCUGUGUUUCUUAAAUCAGGACUGGUUAAGGCAUAUGUAAAGAAUGAUUCUCUUUCUACAGUUUGUAGUUAAUCACUGUAAUACGCAACCUGAAAGUAUGGUUGUGGGCAGGGAGAGGGAAGAAAAACAGAAUAAAAUAAAAUAUAAACCCACUCA